Messenger RNA from Cinclus cinclus, 1572 nucleotides. RefSeq names its product cytochrome P450 4F3-like. Gene Ontology annotation, molecular function: heme binding; iron ion binding; oxidoreductase activity, acting on paired donors, with incorporation or reduction of molecular oxygen. The coding region runs from base 1 to 1572 and encodes 523 amino acids. Lineage: Eukaryota; Metazoa; Chordata; Aves; Passeriformes; Cinclidae. The transcript has 12 exons. The record is from RefSeq and is a predicted model, not a curated record.
AUGGCGGUGGCCGCCGCUCUGGGUUCCCUGGCCGCGGUGGCCCUGGGCACCUUCGUGGUGGCCCAGCUGCUGCGGUGGUUCUGGGAUGCGCUGGUGGCUGUCACCCGAUUCCGGGCCACUUGUCGCCAGCUGAACAAGUUCCCCACCCCGCCCUGGCGCAAUUGGCUGCUGGGACACACCGGCAUGGGCCAGAGCACAGAGGAAGGCCUGCAGCAGGUGGACACCUUGGUGGCCCGGUACCGUCAUGGCUGCCUGUGGUGGGGACUUCCCUGGCUGCCCAUCCUGCGCCUCUUCCACCCCAGCACCCUUCGGCCACUCCUCAGUGCCUCAGCUUUUGUGGCCCCCAAGGACAAAACUUUCUAUGGCUUCCUCAAGCCCUGGCUUGGGGAGGGGCUGCUGCUGAGCGGCGGGCAGCGCUGGGCGCGGCACCGGCGGCUCCUGACCCCCGCCUUCCACGGGGAUGUUCUCCGGACUUACCUGGGGAUCUUCAACCAGAGCACCCGUGUGCUGCUUGCCAAGUGGGGGGCAGCAGCAGUGGCAGCUGCUGGGGGGCCGGUGCAGAUGGAGGUGCUGCAGCCCCUGAGCCUGCUCACCCUGGACACCCUCCAGAAGUGCAUCUUCAGCCAUGAGAGCCACUGCCAGGAGCGGCCCAGUGAGUACAUCCAGGCCAUCCUGGAGCUGAGCUCCUUGGUGGUCCGGCGCCAGCUCCGGCCACUCCUCCACCCAUGGUGGCUGUACAGACUCUCCUCUGAUGGCCGGCGCUUCGCCCGUGCCUGUGCCACCGUCCACACCUUCACCGCUGAUGUGGUGCAGCGCCGGCGCCGCGCACUUGCCCACCUGGGCCACCAGGCCUGGCUGGAUGGCCACCGGGGACGCAGCAUGGACUUCAUCGACCUCCUGCUGCUCACCAAGGAUGAGAAUGGCCACACCCUCUCGGAUGAGGACAUCGCGGCCGAGGCUGACACCUUCAUGUUUGAGGGCCACGACACCACGGCCAGUGGCCUGGCAUGGCUCUUCUACAACCUGGCCGGCCACCCUGAACACCAGGAGCGGUGCCGCCGAGAGGUCCAGGAGCUCCUGGCCGGCCGGGACACUGCAGACAUUGAAUGGGAGGACCUGUCCCAGCUGCCCUUCACUACCAUGUGCAUCAAGGAGAGCCUGCGGCUGCACCCUCCUGUCACUGCUGUGUCCCGGCGCUGCACUGAGGACGUCCCCCUGCGUGACGGCCGUGUUAUCCCCAAGGGGGUCAUCUGCCUGAUGAGCAUCUACGGGACCCACCACAACCCAGAGCUCUGGCCUGAACCUGAGGCAUUCGAUCCCCUGAGGUUCAGCCCAGAGAACAGCAAGGGACGGAGCCCGUCGUCCUUCAUCCCCUUCUCUGCUGGCCCCAGGAACUGCAUCGGGCAGAGCUUUGCCAUGGCUGAGAUGAAGGUGGUAGUGGCACUGACCCUGUCCCGGUUCAUGCUGCGGAGGGACACGGCGAGGCCACCCCCGCGCCGCAAGCCUGAGCUGAUCCUGCGUGCUGAGGACGGGAUCUGGUUGCUGCUGGAGCCACUGGUGGGAAUGUCCUGA